Molecule: messenger RNA, 1541 nt
Organism: Nicotiana tabacum (common tobacco)
Lineage: Eukaryota; Viridiplantae; Streptophyta; Magnoliopsida; Solanales; Solanaceae
Source: RefSeq, a predicted model, not a curated record
GUUUUUUUCUAAAAAAAACAAAGAAUUCAGCUUUUGAUUUUCAAAAACUGAAUCUCAGUUUCUCUUCGCUUUAACGCUUUUUCUUCUUACCGGCGAAAUUAAGGGAAUUGGGGAAAUUUGUUGUUUGUUUAUGUGGAAGAACUCAGCAGCAGUCAUCAAAGAUUGUAGUUUUGUGUGUUUUUGAGGUUGAAUUUUGAUUUAGAUUAAUAAGUAUUUUGGUAGGUUAUAAGGGAAUUGGGGAAAUUUGUUGUUUGUUUGUGUGGAUGAACUCAACAAGAGCAAUCAAAGAUUGUAUUUUGGUGUCUUUUGAGGUUGAAUUUUGAUUCAGAUCAGUGAGUGCUUUGGUGAGUGUUUGUUUGGGUGGAGGAACUCAGCACCAGUCAUAAAAAUUGAACUUUGGUGUAUUUUGAAGUUGAAUUUUGGUUCAGAUCAAAGGGUAAUUUUGUGGGUGUUGAGGGAGUUGAAGAGUUGGGUGUUUGUUUGUGAGGAAGAACUCAGCAACAGAUCAUCGAAGAUUGUACUUUUGGUGUGAGUUCUUUUGUGAAUUUUGGGGGAAUUGGAAAGUUGUUGGGUGUGUUUUUGUGGGGAAGAAUUCAUCAACAGUCAUGUUCUAUGGUGCGGUGGUGUGGGAUCCUUGGCUAAUUGUUGCCCAAAUUGUGUGUCUUCAAUGCCUAUACUAUUUGACACUAGGGAUAUUCUUGGCAAUUCUUGUUGGGACUCGUGUUUCUCGAUUGAAUCUUGUCUAUUUCUUUGAUUAUGCUGCUGUUACUGCUUCAACUGUAACCGGAUGGUGCGUCAUUGCUUCCUUUCUCCUAAGUUCUCUUGCAGGAGCUGGCAUUUUACUUUAUUUGAUUGAGAGGGCAAAGAAGUGCCUAGAUUUUUCUGCAACACUCUACAUCGUCCAUCUUUUUAUAUGCAUUGUCUAUGGCGGUUGGCCUUCCUCAAUUACAUGGUGGAUUGUGAAUGUUACUGGGCUUGCGGUGAUGGCAUUGUUGGGUGAAUAUUUGUGUAUAAAACGUGAAUUACGAGAAAUUCCCAUUACAAGAUACCGAUCAAUGGUUUGAUCAAGUAGAUGUUCAGCAGCAAACAACAAAUUCCGUUUAAUUGUACAUCGAUGGCUUCUUUGGUUCAUAAACUAUUUGAGAAGAUUUGAAGCUUCUAUAUGUGAUUUAUUUCUCAUUCUGCGGCAAUGACAUAUCGAAGACUACUGGGAUGUCGCCAAAUGCACAAAGCAAGACAAGCUAAUCAGCUGAGUUACUAGGUGAUUCCUGUUCAAUAUAUGGAUACUUACAAGGAAGUUAAGCAACUUUAAUGGGAUGUUAAUUGUUGCCAAGCUACCUGUAGAUUUUAAGCCCUUGGAUUCAACAAUUUUUUAAUAUCAAAUUGCAAGGUUUUGCAGCAAAUAUUCUGAUCAGUCAAUUAGAAGCUAUUUCGUCCUACUUGUUCCUGUUGGUUUCUCUAACCUUAUGUUUGGAGCGGGAUAAAUGCAAAUGGUUGAGGAAUUGCUUGAGUUAUAAAUAUAUGAGAAUAACCUUGGAGCA